This is a messenger RNA of Drosophila ficusphila, 1596 nucleotides long. RefSeq lists its product as uncharacterized. NCBI's taxonomy places the organism in Eukaryota, Metazoa, Arthropoda, Insecta, Diptera, Drosophilidae. The transcript has 3 exons. The coding region runs from base 237 to 956 and encodes 239 amino acids. Gene Ontology annotation, cellular component: mitochondrion. The record is from RefSeq and is a predicted model, not a curated record.
CUUAUCGGUUAUCGGCAACCCAUCAGCAGGCCAGGUGAAAUCAGGAGAUAUUUAUUCAACAUUUAGCCGGCUCUACGUGGAAAUGUACGUGUGAAAUCGGCGAUCAGAGAAGCAAGCUAAUCAACUGAGGCCUCUGGCUCCUAUAUCUGACGCAAGUGACCCGGAAUCCCCGGCGGGAACAGUACCUGCGUUUAAGAUAAGUUUCCUGUAGAAGAUUAGCCAACAUUUCACCGAUCAUGGCAACGGUGGCCCUGCUUUCGCGGCAGCGUCUGCUCGCUUGCUCCUUGAGGCUAUACAGCGGUGUCCACUCCAGGUGCCUAACAGUGAUCCCCAGAACCACGAGUUCCACAAGCGACUCCAGGCCUUUUGCAAACCGCCAAAGCCGGCUCCUGCCCGCCGUUACCACCCGCUUUAACCACAAAUCGGCAGACCCGACGGCGGCGACUGCUUCGCCCUCCACGGUGAACAGCUCUCCCAGCGAUAAGGAUGCGAAGCCGACCACCAGCACCUCGUCCAGCGAUCUCUUCGGCGAGGCAGCCAACAUGGGCCUGUUCGCCAAGUUCAAGCACAUGUACAAACAGUACUGGUACGUGCUCAUCCCGGUGCAUGUCCUGACCUCGGUGGGAUGGUUUGGCGGCUUCUACUACCUGUCCAAGAGUGGCGUCGAUGUGCCCGCUCUGUUGCAGUACAUUCACCUAAGCGAGAACAUUAUCGAGAAGGUGCAGGGCUCUGAUAUGGGCCACUAUGCCAUCGCCUAUCUCUGCUACAAGGUGGCCACGCCCCUGCGCUACGCCCUCACUUUGGGCUGUACCACUGUGUCCAUCAAGUACCUGGUGCAGCACGGCUACAUCAAACCCAUGCCCACAAAGAGCGAGCUGAUAAAGAUGUACGAGGACAAGAAGGCAACGCGGGCCAGCGCCAAGGCGGAUAAGGCCGAGAAGGACGAGAGAAAAUGAUCCUCGGCCGCGGGCGACACCACUAUCUCGGCGGUGUCGUCGCCGUUGCCACAGUCACAAUAUCCCAAACCGCCGCCAUCGCUGCUGCCAUUGUCGAUGCCCCAAAGUAUCAGCGAUCAGCAGCGACCGGCCGCCGAUGACCGGCGUGCAGUUGACCUGUUGUCUUUUUUGUUUAACUGCCGCCGCUCUUGCUGGCACUGGUGCUCAACGAACCUAACUCAUGUCCGGAAUCACAGUCGAUCGCAAAAGCAGCAGCCGCCGCACUAAGUUGCCGAUGCAGAUACGUCCAAAUUCACACUUAAAACCAACAAUCCCCACCCAUCCCACGGAAUCCGAUUCAGAUACACCCUUGGAGUUGCAUGUGUAAUUUGCUUAUAGUUUCUGUUGCAGUUCAAAAACCGCUGGACAUCGUUAAUAAAAACCAACACAUAAAUCACGGAGAAACACGAAACAAAUACCUGCAGGACCUGGAGUUCAGUAGUAGUUUGUAUAGAUAUAUUUUUUAAAUGUAAGAAAGUUGUCGCAAAACAAUAAUAACUUAACUUUAUUAAAUUUAAAAUCAAAUAAAAAGAAGAGGCCGCUUCAAGGACGUAACCAAAGUCAUUUGAACGGGGGCCCAAAUUGUUGACAAAAAAUCAAA